UACAAACAUCGCUGUGUUUAGCUUAUGAGCCACAGUCUUGUCACAGCACCAGUCCGCCACACCUCCCAUCCAUAUAAACGCGCAAAUAUAAAAGCGCUAAAAGUAGGUAAGAACAGCGCCCCCUGCCUCAGCUGCUGGAAUGUCACACUGUACAACAGGUGCACUUACCCGGGGUAUGGAGACUAUUCCUGCACCGAAUCCCCCACGCCUAAACCCUGCCCGAUAGCGCUACUUCCCCAGUGAGAUAACACAGAGGGGCGGUGCCGAGGGCGGGGGCAGGCUUCCCUCUGUAGCCCGGUGGAGCUGUGCCGCUGCCUGUAUUACUUGCUGAGGAGCAGCGCAUGUGUGUGUAGGAUAAGGGGAGCUGAGCAAAUUCUCUAUCCCAUCAACGGGAAUCAGCCAGUAUCCGCGCAUGUGACCAUAUAGAACUGAGAUCUGCAGCAGUUUCGGUUGCUAGAGAUUACCUUCUGGAAGGAGUGGUUGUAUCAAUGAAGAAGACCAAUGUAUCAGGAAAUGGCAUUACUAGCAGGGAAGGCAGAGUCAGACUUCACUUCCUUCAGAGUGAAAAGCUUGGAGAACUUUUGUGAAGUCCGUACAAGGAAAGGGGCGUUUUACAAAACAGCUAAGCUUCUCCGUCCAGGUGAGGAGCGAUAUAAUAGAGGGCAAUUGGAAGACAGAACACGACAUGUUAUUAUUAAUGUAGGGGGCAUCAAGUACAGGAUUCCAUGGACCACACUGGAAAACUGCCCUUUGACGCGACUUGGAAAGCUAAAAACCUGUAAUAACUAUGAUGAAAUAUUGGACGUUUGUGAUGAUUAUGAUAUCAAUUGCAAUGAGUUCUUCUUUGAUCGCAACCCAUGUGCCUUCAGGACUAUAAUGACUUUUCUGGCAGCUGGGAAACUGCGAAUACUGCGGGAAAUGUGUGCUCUGUCUUUCCAAGAAGAACUUAUAUACUGGGGAAUCGAAGAAGAACAGCUGGAGUGGUGUUGCCUAAGAAAACUGAAGCAAAAAGAAGAGGAACUUGCUGAAGCCAAGAUGUAUGAAGGGGAAUUUGGGAUUUCAAAAGAGAAUUCACAAAGUGCCUUGCAAGACAGUGGCCGUAUGGCUCAGUGUAUGAAGCAUCUCAGGGACAUGGUGGAGAACCCUCACUCAGGGAUCCCGGGGAAGAUAUUUGCCUGCCUGUCAGUCUCAUUUGUGGCCAUCACAGCAGUCAGCCUGUGUAUUAGCACUAUGCCUGAUUUUAGAGAAGAAGAGGACAGAGGUGAAUGUUCCCAGAAGUGCUACGAUAUUUUCGUGUUAGAGACAGUUUGCGUGGCUUGGUUUUCCUUGGAGUUUGUUUUGCGUUUCAUCCAAGCCGAAAGCAAGUGUGUGUUUUUAAGGACACCACUGAAUAUGAUUGACAUAAUGGCCAUCUUGCCUUACUAUAUCACGCUUAUAGUGGAUGCCCUUUCUGGAGGAAAAUCAGGAGGGGCUGGAAACAACUAUUUGGAGAAAGUGGGACUAGUGCUACGUGUACUUCGAGCUCUGCGCAUUUUAUAUGUAAUGAGGCUAGCGAGGCAUUCCCUUGGGCUGCAGACAUUAGGCCUCACAGUCAGAAGGUGCACCAGAGAAUUUGGACUCCUCCUUCUCUUCUUAUGUGUUGCCAUGGCGCUGUUUUCCCCACUUGUGUAUUUAGCAGAGAGUGAACUAGGUGCCAAGCAGGAAUUCACAAGUAUUCCAGGAAGCUACUGGUGGGCAGUAAUCUCUAUGACAACAGUAGGCUAUGGCGACAUGGUUCCUCGGAGCAUCCCAGGACAGGUGGUGGCCCUGAGCAGCAUUCUGAGUGGUAUCUUGCUCAUGGCAUUUCCAGUAACCUCAAUCUUCCACACAUUUUCCCGCUCUUAUACAGAACUCAAGGAACAACAGCAACGAGCCAGCCGGCAGAUACCAAGACUAGAGGAAAGGGAGCCUUGCACAGAGACUGAGUCCUAAUUAUUAGUUAAUUAACUCCGCAGCACCAACACUGUCACAGUAUACAGAAAUAUACACAAGUACAACCAUUAAUUAUGGUGUUUUUAGAAAUUUGUAAUAUUUUCCUGUGUUAAAGCUUAUAUCGUUCCAGCCAAGGUUAAUGCUGGUGGACCAUUGGCUAACGUGGCCAUAAAACAUAUGUUCUGUUAUCCUUAAUUUCUGGUAUUAGGUAUAGAAUCAGCACAACAUCACAGGAAUGGUAUUUGUAACUAAUUAUAAAAGCUGGACUAAUAUUACUGUAUUGCAGCCUGUUCAUUUCCAGUGUUGGCAGUGGAAUAAGAUACUGUCCAUAUUACACAAGGGACUUUCUUUUUAUCUACCGAAUGUUUGUAAAACAGUGCUUUAGAAGAAUAAAUAUAUUUCUAUGUGA
Molecule: messenger RNA, 2380 nt
Organism: Xenopus laevis (African clawed frog)
Lineage: Eukaryota; Metazoa; Chordata; Amphibia; Anura; Pipidae
Gene: kcng2.L
Product: potassium channel, voltage gated modifier subfamily G, member 2 L homeolog
Exons: 3
Coding region: 502-1971 (489 amino acids)
Biological process (GO): monoatomic ion transport; transmembrane transport; action potential
Cellular component (GO): voltage-gated potassium channel complex; plasma membrane; membrane
Molecular function (GO): voltage-gated potassium channel activity; potassium channel regulator activity; monoatomic ion channel activity
Source: RefSeq, a predicted model, not a curated record